AUCCGUUAAUGGAGCUCUCAGCAAUGCAUCUUCCUUCAGAUAACUUAAAAGAGUGAAGGUACAGACUUGGGUUGAAAAGAUACUUUUGGAAGAAUCAUACUAUUCUUCGCUAUGGUGGACUUCCUAGCGGAAAAUAAUCACUGCGGGCAGGCGAUUCUCAGAAUUGUCUCUUGUGGAAAUGCUAUCAUCGCCGAACUGUUGAGACUCUCCGAGUUCGUUCCGGGUGUUUUCCGACUCAGAAACAAGGCUGAUCAGCAGAAAUACGGCGAUAUUAUAUUUGAUUUCAGCUAUUUCAAGGGACCUGAGCUAUGGGAAGGGAAGUUGGAAGCCAAACCUGACCUCCAGGAUCUAGACGACGAAUUUCGCGAGAACAACAUAGAAAUCUUGACGAGAUUCUAUCUGGCUUUCCAAAGCGUUCAUAAAUAUAUUGUUGACUUAAACAGAUAUCUAGAUGACCUCAAUGAAGGAAUUUACAUCCAGCAGACCAUAGAAACGGUGCUGCUGAAUGAGGAUGGCAAACAGCUGCUGUGUGAAGCCCUUUAUCUGUAUGGCGUCAUGUUGCUCGUCAUCGAUCAGAAAAUUGAAGGAGAGGUGCGAGAGAGAAUGCUGGUUUCCUACUAUAGAUACAGCGCUGCCCGUUCAGCUGAUUCCAACAUGGACGACAUCUGUAAGCUGCUCCGGAGCACGGGGUAUUCGAGUCAGCCUGGAGCAAAGAGGCCUGCAAACUACCCAGAGAGCUACUUCAGCAGGGUACCCAUAAACGAAACAUUCAUCAGCAUGGUCAUUGGCCGGCUGAGGUCGGAUGAUAUAUACAACCAGGUUUCCGCGUACCCGUUGCCAGAGCACCGCAGCGUCGCCCUCGCUCCUCAGGCGGCCAUGUUGUACGUGGCGCUUUAUUUUGAUGCCUCUAUUCUGCACACGCAGCAAGCGAAGAUGAGGGAGAUCGUGGAUAAAUAUUUUCCAGACAACUGGGUAAUUAGCAUUUAUAUGGGGAUGUGCGUGAACCUGGCGGAAGCCUGGGAGCCUUACAAAGCUGCGAAAACGGCUCUGAACCAAACGCUGGACCUUUCCAACGUCAAGGAACAGGCCAGCAGAUGCGCCGCAGUCAGGGAGCGAGUCCACACCCAGGUGCAGCAGUUUCUUAAGGAAGGCUGCUUGAGGGAGGAACUGGUACUGGACAAUAUCCCCAAACUACUGAACUGCUUAAGAGACUGCAACGUGGCGAUCCGGUGGAUGAUCCUGCAUACUGCAGACUCGGCUUACGAUCCAAACAACAAGCGCCUCCGACAAAUAAAGGACCAGGCUCAAACAGAUUCCAAGUACAACCCCAAGAUCCUUUUCCAGCUUCUCCUGGAUAUAGCACAGUUCGAAUUCAUAUUGAAAGAGAUGUUCAAGCAGAUGCUGUCCGAAAAGCAAACAAAAUGGGAAAGCUACAAAACGGAAGGAUCAGAAAGGAUGACGGAGCUGGCUGAUGUCUUUUCAGGCGUUAAGCCUCUAACAAGAGUGGAGAAAAAUGAAAACCUGCAAGCCUGGUUCAGGGAAAUCGCCAAACAAAUAAUGUCUCUGAAUUACGACGACUCCACUGCAGCGGGCAGGAAAACUGUGCAAUUAAUACAAGCUUUGGAAGAGGUUCAAGAAUUUCACCAACUGGAGUCCAACCUGCAAAUAUGUCAGUUCCUUGCUGACACUCGCAAGUUUCUCCAUCAGAUGAUCAGAACCAUCAACAUUAAGGAAGAGGUUUUGAUCACCAUGCAGAUAGUUGGUGAUCUUUCAUAUGCCUGGCAGCUGAUUGACAGUUUCACAUUUAUCAUGCAGGAGAGCAUCAGGGCAAGCCCGUCUAUGGUGACGAAACUCAGGGCCACGUUUUUAAAGCUGGCUUCAGCUCUCGAUAUGCCUCUGCUUCGCAUCAAUCAAGCCAACAGCCCCGACCUUCUGAGCGUAUCUCAGUAUUAUUCUGGUGAAUUGGUUUCCUACGUGAGAAAGGUUUUGCAGAUCAUUCCCGAGAGCAUGUUCACAUCUCUCCUGAAGAUUAUAAAGCUGCAGACUCACGACAUCAUCGAAGUGCCUACCCGCCUGGACAAAGACAAGUUGCGGGAUUAUGCCCAGCUUGUACCGCGAUACGAGGUUGCUAAGCUUACGCACGCCAUCUCGAUCUUCACAGAAGGCAUUCUGAUGAUGAAAACGACACUGGUCGGAAUCAUCAAGGUGGAUCCCAAGCAGCUGCUAGAAGACGGUAUAAGGAAAGAGUUGGUGAAACGAGUCGCCCUAGCACUGCACAGAGGGCUUAUCUUCAACCCCAGAGCCAAGCCCAGUGAACUCAUGCCCAAGCUGAAAGACAUGGCAGCCACAAUGGAUGGGUUCCACCGCUCUUUUGAGUAUAUCCAGGAUUACGUCAACAUCUAUGGCUUGAAGAUUUGGCAGGAAGAAGUGUCCCGGAUUAUCAAUUACAAUGUGGAACAGGAGUGCAAUAGCUUCUUGAGGACCAAGAUCCAGGACUGGCAAAGCAUGUAUCAGUCCACACAUAUCCCGAUACCAGCAUUCGCACCUGUGGAUGAAUCCGCUACUUUCAUUGGCCGGCUCUGCCGAGAGAUCCUGAGGAUCACAGACCCAAAAAGUGCCUGCUACAUUGACCAGCUGAACACCUGGUACGAUCUGCGAACGCACCAGGAAGUGUCCAACAGCCGCCUGUUUUCCGAGAUCCAGGACACCCUGGGCACCUUUGGCCUGAAUGGUCUCGACAGGCUUCUCUGCUUCAUGAUUGUGAAAGAGCUGCAGAAUUUCCUCAGCAUGUUUCAGAAGACGGUGCUACGUGACAAAGGAGUACACGACGCCUUGAAGUCUCUCACAAACGCUGUCAACCCUUUGAAGGGAAUUGUGGCCAAUUGUGUCAAGGUGUAUUCCACAGCAGUCACCAAAACUCAGAGGAUAUGGCCUGCGUAUCUUGAUGCAAUCAUGAAGGUUGGCCAGAUGCAGAUUCUGAGACGGCAGAUUGCCAACGAGCUUAACUAUUCCUGCAGAUUCGACUCCAAGCAUUUAGCAGCUGCAUUGGAGAACCUUAAUGAAGCAAUCUUGGCUGACAUAGAGGCCCAUUACCAGGAUCCCUCAUUGCCUUACCCUAAAGAAGACAACACUCUUCUGUAUGAGAUCACAGCCUACCUGGAGGCAGCCGGAAUUCACACCCCACUAAAUAAGAUCUACAUAACUACAAAACGAUUGCCGUAUUUUCCCAUCGUGAACUUUCUGUUUCUGAUUUCCCAGUUGCCGAAACUUCAGUACAGUAAAAACUUAGGGAUGGUGUGCAGGAAGCCGGCAGAUCCCGUUGACUGGCCGCCUCUGGUUCUGGGUUUGCUCACUCUGCUGAAGCAGUUUCACUCACGAUACACCGAGCAGUUUCUGGCCCUGAUUGGCCAGUUCGUUCGGUCAAUGAUGGAGCAAUGCACAAGCCAGAAGGUCCCAGAAAUGCCGGCCGAUGUUGUAGGUGCCUUGCUCUUCUUGGAAGAUUAUGUUCGUUAUACAAAGUUGCCGCGGAGGGUGGUUGAAGCCCAUGUGCCUAGUUUCAUUUUUGACGAGUUCCGAACAGUUAUGUGAACCCCAGAGGAAAACCCAACAGCCCUGCUCUGGGAUUUGCUAAAUGAGAACGCAAGAGGAGAUGGGAGGGAAGAGUGCAUCACUUCAGAACCGUCUUUAAUUUUUGACUUUAGCAGAAGCAUACUUAUGGCUAUAUUGAUCUAACAUAAUAAAGUGAUACUAAACCAACUUUCCCCAGUCUGGUGCCCUCCUGCUGUUUUGGACUGCCGACUCCCAAUGGAUGAUGGGAGUUGUAGUCUGAAGCAGCUGGUGGACGGCAGGCCACAUUAAACCUUUUAAGCAACCCCGUUUAAAAAUCAUGACGUCCCGCUCAGCUGAUGAUUGCAUAUGUGUAUUUUGUACUUUUAACCUGCAAUGUUGUACACUACUCCUUUAUGUACAAAAAUCAUUCGGUUUAUGUUCUUAGCAAUUUGUGGACAUCGAAUGACUUUUUUGUAUAGCGAUUAAAAGAAUGAUAUUGAAAUAAG
This is a messenger RNA of Lacerta agilis (Sand lizard), 4055 nucleotides long. It is a transcript of the gene WASHC5, whose product is annotated as WASH complex subunit 5. Gene Ontology annotation, biological process: regulation of actin nucleation; endosome fission; actin filament polymerization. The coding region runs from base 112 to 3588 and encodes 1158 amino acids. Gene Ontology annotation, cellular component: endosome; WASH complex. NCBI's taxonomy places the organism in Eukaryota, Metazoa, Chordata, Lepidosauria, Squamata, Lacertidae. The transcript has 28 exons. The record is from RefSeq and is a predicted model, not a curated record.